AGGAAAUACGCCUAGCUUGUGCUUUGAUUUGCCUAAAAUGCUAGUAGUAUACCACGCACCUGAUGCUGCUUGUAGCCACCGGUUUCAUAUCGAUUACAUGCAAGUUAACCGUGUUGGCCGAAAGCUAUAAGUUGUUUUCGGUCAGACAGGUGGCAGCAUAUGCCUUGAAUCUCUUACAGUGGAUUGACCUGCCGAAUAGCUGAAAAAGCUAUAAAAACAUUGCGGUUCUUUACUAAGGAGCACCUGAUUCCCCUCAGCUGAAGAGCAAACGAUAUAAGUGAAACCUUUUCAACCAGAAAGUUUUUCCUCCACCGUCUCCCGAUCUAUCCUUAGUAGAGUGUAUCGUCCCAAAUAUCUGAACCGCAUGGUGUUCGCGAACAGCUGAAUUUCCUGUUGCUCGAGUGGCUAACAAUGGAUCUGAUUUGUAAAUAGAGUCGCGGGAGAUAAACUACUUAAGUACCGAACCAAGAAAGGAAGAUUGGUAUUUUGCAAAGCUCAGUCAAGGUGUUAUUAAGAAUGUCCGUGUUCGUUUCGGAGGUUGAUGAGGAGGAGAGAAACGAGGCUCAUUUUGAGAGAAGACAUGUUACUAUCAAGAAAGGCGAAGACCUUAAAGCGCUCUACAAACUCAACGAAGAGCUUGGGAGAGGCAAGUUCGGCGUCGUACACUUAUGUGUAGAAAAAACUACAGGAAAAAACUUGGCAGCGAAAUUCAUCAAAACACAAAGGAAAGAAGAUCGUGUCGAUGUUCAAAGAGAAGUGGAGAUCAUGCAGAAGCUGCAACACCCCCGGCUUCUUCAGCUAUACGAUGCAUUUGAUGAUGGUCUCAAAGAGUUCGUGCUCAUACUCGAAUUAAUUCGCGGCGGAGAAUUGUUUGAACGAGUGAUCGAUGACGACUUUGUGCUAACGGAAAAGGCGUGUACAGUGUUCCUGCGUCAAAUUUGCGAAGGAUUGUCCUACAUGCACUACGAGGCGCAGGUUCUUCAUCUUGAUAUGAAACCUGAAAAUAUUCUUUGCCUUACUAAAACAGGAAAUCGUAUCAAAAUAAUCGACUUUGGUCUCGCUCGGUAUUACGACCCUAAGAAAAAGCUGCAGGUACUGUUUGGUACACCGGAGUUCGUGGCACCCGAAGUCGUUAACUUCGAUAUGGUUGAUCCUCGGACAGAUAUGUGGUCAGUUGGAGUAAUUACCUACGUUCUGUUAUCGGGUUUAUCACCCUUUAUGGGUGACAAUGAUGGAGAGACAAUGGCGAACGUCACUAAGGCGAAAUGGGACUUCGAGGAUGAAUCCUUCAAUAAUGUGAGCUCUGAGGCCAAGGACUUUAUCACACAAUGUUUGGUAAAGGACCGGAAUAACCGGUUGGACUCCAGGAAUGCGCUGAAUCACCCUUGGCUGGAGGUAAAACGAACUGACAUAAAAGUGGAGAGUGCCCUGGAUAAAAAGAAGCUCAAACGUUUCGUAAUUAAACGCCGCUGGCAGAAACUUUUCAACACAUAUCUAGCGCUUAAGCGUAUGGGUGCAACGAUGACAUUCGGCUAAAGUCUAAAUUACGGCAAAAAUUGACAAAUAAUCACGCCACCGAUACUGAGUUUCUAUCAAGAUUAGAUCAGGUAUACUUAUCUGACACUAUAUGGAAAAAAUAAAAGAGACUGAAAGCAUGGCAAUGAGCCGUUUUUACAAAGAUAUGCCUUUAAAAAUUCCAUUAAUAUACAUAUAUAUAUAUAGGUAAGGAGAAUUUUGACUAACAUGCAGAUAUAAGCGUUGUACGCUACUCUCGGAAGAUAAAUGGAUGGGAUUAAAGAAUAUUACAAUCUGUUAUAAAUGCACCGCGUGGCCAAAUAAAAAAUGUAACACCUU
Molecule: messenger RNA, 1854 nt
Organism: Varroa destructor (honeybee mite)
Lineage: Eukaryota; Metazoa; Arthropoda; Arachnida; Mesostigmata; Varroidae
Gene: sqa
Product: spaghetti-squash activator
Biological process (GO): intracellular signal transduction; positive regulation of apoptotic process; protein phosphorylation
Cellular component (GO): nucleus
Molecular function (GO): ATP binding; protein serine/threonine kinase activity
Source: RefSeq, a predicted model, not a curated record